Molecule: messenger RNA, 2254 nt
Organism: Mangifera indica (mango)
Lineage: Eukaryota; Viridiplantae; Streptophyta; Magnoliopsida; Sapindales; Anacardiaceae
Product: UDP-glycosyltransferase 83A1-like
Exons: 2
Coding region: 76-1452 (458 amino acids)
Molecular function (GO): UDP-glycosyltransferase activity
Source: RefSeq, a predicted model, not a curated record
CCUGAUACACAGCACUUAAUAUGUUCAAUCAUAAAAGCUAGCUGCAUAUCAGCAACAAAACAGAGAAAAAGAAAAAUGAGUCGUCCACAUAUUCUUGCAGUACCUUACCCAGCACAAGGCCAUGUAAUUCCUCUACUAGAGCUUUCACAGUACCUGGUUAAGCAUGGCUUCCGAGUCACAUUUGUCAACACAGAGCACACUCACAACCAGAUCAUGAAUGGCUUACAAGAGAAGAGCUGCAUAGGGAAUGAAAAUGAGAUUCGUCUGGUGUCCAUCCCAGACGGGCUGGAGUCCUGGGAGGAUAGAAAUGAUUUAGGCAAGGUAGCUGGAAAAAUUAUUCAGGUGAUGUCCCAGAAGCUGAAGGAGCUUAUAGAAAAGAUCAGCAGAGAAGAAGAUGAAAAGAUCUUUUGUCUCAUUGUUGAUAAGUGGGCUGGGUUUACUAUUCCAGCUGCAGAAAAGAUGAAAAUUAGAAAGGUUGCCUUUUGGCCUGCAGCAGUGGCAACUCUGGCCGUGAUUUACAAUAUUCAGAAGCUAAUUGAUGACGGAAUUAUAGAUACUGAUGGAAUUCCGAUCAAGAAACAGAUUAUUCAGUUGGCACAAAACAUGCCCGAAAUUGACUGUACAAAGCUUAUUUGGACUAGCGUGGGCGGCGAGGACUUGGCCUCCCAGAAGAGAACGUUCGAGAUUGUUAAAAAUACUACUGAAGCUGGAAAAGCAGCGGAUUACCUAAUCUGCAACUCAGCAUAUCACCUUGAACCUGGGGCUUUUUCCUUGUUUCCUAAUAUUCUUCCAAUAGGACCUCUUCUGCCAAGCAACCGUCAAGGAAAUUCAGCAGGAUCCUUCUGGCCAGAAGACUCAACUUGCUUGGAAUGGCUUGAUCAACAGCAACCCAACUCAAUCAUUUAUGUUGCAUUUGGUAGCUUCACAGUUCUAGACAAGACCCAAUUCCAGGAGCUGGCAUUGGGACUUGAACUAACCAACAUGCCAUUCCUGUGGGUUGUGCGGCCAGACAUGACUGAUGAACCAAAUGAAGCCUAUCCAGAAGGGUUUCAAGACAGGGUGGCCGGUCGCAGCCGACUGGUGGGUUGGGCACCUCAACAGAAGAUUUUGAGUCACCCUUCCACCGCCUGCUUCUUUAGCCAUUGUGGUUGGAAUUCCACCUUGGAAGGUGUAAGCAAUGGGGUUCCUUUCUUGUGUUGGCCAUACUUUGCUGAUCAGUUCAUCGAUGAGAGCUAUAUUUGUGACAUUUGGAAGGUGGGAUUGAAGUUCAACAAAGACAAAAAGGGGAUCAUCACUCGAGAAGAAAUCAAAAGCAAGGUGGAUCAGGUGCUUGGGGAUGAAAGUUUUAAAGCAAGAGCCCUCGAACUUCAGGAAUCUACUUUGGAAAGUCUCAAAGAAGGAGGUCAAUCUCACAGGAAUUUUAAGAAUUUCAUUGAAUGGAUCAAGGCAUAGCUCCUAGUUGGAGACUUGGAUCAAGAGUAUUUAGAAAAUGCCUAUGAAAGCUUCCAAAAUAUUGUAAGAUUUUCUAAUAUGAUUAAUUCUAGUCAUCCAAUCUAUCAGGUUUGUACGAAUUUAGAUCGCCAAAUAUACUUACAAACUCAUGUGACUUGGAUCAAGAGUAUUUAGAAAAUGCGUAUGAAAGCUUCCAAAAUAUUGUAAAAUUUUCUAAUAUAAUUAAUUAUAGUCUGUUAGAGCUCGUGUUUAUGUAAAGAAGAGAGGCAAGAGAAACGCUAAUGCAAUUGAGCAAGGUGAGAAGAUGAUAAUCAAUGAUGUCAACACAGGUGGAGCUGAGAAAUUGAUAUAUGGCACUGAUAAUGUUAAUACGGGUGGACAUGUUGAGAAAUCAAUAGAUGGCAGCUUUACAGAAACAACACAAGUCGCAGAGCAGCAGCAAGAAAUUAGGGGUAUGCAAAAAAAAGAGGGAACCAUGGAUGUAUUGUAUGCUGAGUUGGCGUAUCAUGAUUGGAAGGGCAGCAGUGAGGGGAGCAUGGUAGAAAAAGGGAGCCUGGAGAGCAGAGGAGGGGAGGAAAAUCAUUUUUGAAGAAGGAAGAGUUUGAGGAGAGAACCAGCCUCUCGAAAGCUGGAAGAUGCAUCUGAGUUUUGUUAUGGAUUUAAUCCAUCUCUUAUUAUUGUUUUGGUUUGUUUCUGUAUCAGGAACAUUUUCUUAAGAGGUUUCAGUUAGCAUUUAUAUUCCAAGUUUCAUGUUCUUUUGUUAUGAAUAUUGGAGGAACAAUGUUUAAGUGCAAGUUGUUUA